AUGAAUCGGGCAGUUUCUCGCACGGCCAAAUCGGCCGUAGGCCAUCUCCAGGCUCGGUGCGCAUCUAAUAGCAGCAGCAGCAGCAGCUCAUCGGCAGGCCCGCGCCAUCUCAUGUCCAUCAGCGAUCUCAGCCCGGCCGAGUUCAGCAGGCUCGUGCUCAACGCCUCGUCGCACAAGGCCGCCAUCAGGGCCGCCCGCGACGCCGGCCAGCCGCCCCAGUCGCUCUACGGCAAGCUGACGGGCCAGACCGUCGCCAUGAUGUUCAGCAAGCGCAGCACCCGCACCCGCGUGUCGACCGAGGCCGCCGUCACCGUCAUGGGCGGCCACCCCAUGUUCCUCGGCAAGGACGACAUUCAGCUCGGCGUCAACGAGUCACUCCUAGACACGUCUAAGGUCAUCUCGUCCAUGACAUCCUGCAUGGUGGCCCGAGUGGGCCCACACUCGGACGUGGCCGGGCUGGCCGAGCACUCGGCCGUGCCCGUCAUCAACGCGCUGUCCGACGACUUCCACCCGCUGCAGACGAUUGCCGACUUCCAGACGAUCCACGAGGCGUUCCGGCAGCGGCAGCCGCCGUCCGACACCACCAGCCUCGGGCUCGGAGGCCUCAAAGUCGCGUGGGUCGGCGACUCAAACAACGUGCUCUUCGAUCUGGCCACGGCGUGCAUCAAGACGGGCGUCGACAUCGCGGUCGCCUCACCGCCCGGGUACGGGAUCCCGGCCGCGAUGAAGCAGGUGAUCCUGUCCGCCGGUGCUGGCGUAUCGUCGCCGGGGCGUCUUAGCGAGACGACGGUGCCCGAGGAGGCGGUGCGCGGCGCCGACAUUUUAGUCACCGACACGUGGGUGUCGAUGGGCCAGGAGGCCGAGGCGCAGGCGCGCGUGCGCGCGUUCGCGGGGUACCAAAUCACGCGGGCGCUCGCGGAGCGCGGCGGCGCCAAGCCCGGCUGGAAGUUCAUGCACUGCCUGCCGCGGCACCAGGAGGAGGUCGACGACGACGUCUUCUACGGCCCGCAGUCGCUCGUCUUCGACGAGGCUGAGAACCGCGUCUACGCUGCUGUCGCUGCUCUGGAGGCGUUUGUGGUCAACAAGGGAAAGGUUGUCUAA
Lasiosphaeria miniovina is the source of this 1101-nucleotide messenger RNA. RefSeq names its product Aspartate/ornithine carbamoyltransferase. The transcript has 3 exons. Gene Ontology annotation, biological process: L-citrulline biosynthetic process. Gene Ontology annotation, cellular component: mitochondrion. The record is from RefSeq and is a predicted model, not a curated record. Bases 1 to 1101 code for a protein of 366 amino acids. NCBI's taxonomy places the organism in Eukaryota, Fungi, Ascomycota, Sordariomycetes, Sordariales, Lasiosphaeriaceae. Gene Ontology annotation, molecular function: ornithine carbamoyltransferase activity; amino acid binding.